Diaporthe amygdali is the source of this 3180-nucleotide messenger RNA. RefSeq lists its product as uncharacterized. The transcript is spliced from 7 exons. Gene Ontology annotation, molecular function: hydrolase activity, hydrolyzing O-glycosyl compounds. Gene Ontology annotation, biological process: carbohydrate metabolic process. Lineage: Eukaryota; Fungi; Ascomycota; Sordariomycetes; Diaporthales; Diaporthaceae. The record is from RefSeq and is a predicted model, not a curated record. The coding region runs from base 1 to 3180 and encodes 1059 amino acids.
AUGUUCCUCCCAAAAAACGAGGUCCGAGAUUCAGAAGCCAACGCGUCGGUCAUUCAGGCCGGACGGAGGAAAUCACGAUCACGGCUGCGCCGGAGAGCGCCUCGGCAUCGUGUGCAGCCCCUUCGGCAAGCCCCCUCAGCUCGGUUCACAUACCGGGCCGCCGGACAAAUAUCCUCUGCAAUCCCAACUACUCGUUGCCGGGCAAUCUAUGACGAGUUGGCCGACUUCAUCGGAAUGAUUGAGCCGACACGCUCGUUGGGGCUGACAAUGCACGACUGCAUCGAUUUGUACAUGGAGUGGAUAUUUCCUCUGUCGCCACUCGCAUGUGAGGCUGAUAUCCGCAAAGGAGUCACUACAAUCGUACAAAUUGCCCAUUGUCCUCAACAGCCCCUGGAUCCCAGCCUAUCUGAAACUCGAGAAGACGUCUCAGUUUCCGAGGAUUUUGGCCUUCUGGAGAUGCGCACAUUUUCGUUACUGACGGCCUUGUGCUCCAUCACCUGCUGCAUUGUGCCGGCGAGCAUUUGGCCGGCUGGGAACUCGCUCGCGUGGCCGCUCCUGCAGGCGUCAAGAAAUAUGCUGGCUUGCUAUCAAGAUGUUGACAUCCAGGCACCUGAUUCCAGCUCGAUAAUCAUCCGAUACUACCAAGCAAAUGCACUUCAUGCGCUCGGCAGAGCUAGGAUGUCAUGGCACCUCAUGGGGGACGCUCUACGAUUUGCGUCAGAGAUGCGCUUAUUUGACGAAAGCGCCUAUCAACAUGUAGAGGCCGUAGAGGGCCAGAUAUUGAGGAAUGUGUUUUGGCACCUGCAUAGUGGGGAUAAGUCAGCAUCCAUACUCAACAAUGUGCCCAUCACUCUCCACCAAAUUCUACUUGGCUCUACCAUAACCACUGCGUUCUGUGGGCAGCAGCAAACGGAACUCAUCAACGCACGAAAAUACCCAGAUGCACCGAAUUUUGAGGAGCAAUUAUACGAGGGCUUUAAUUUGUGCCAGGGAAUUUGGUCGGCAGCCUCUAACGUCCUUGUCGACAUUCAAGUUCUCGUCCACGUUCACUCGAGAUUUAACCUUGAGGUUCCCACCAGCGACCUGACAAAGAACGCAAUCACGGACUCAUACCUAUCAUUCAGUGGCGUCCUAGAUACCUUACCAGCAUGGUUGAGGGACCCCAUGUUGAUAAAGUCGGCUGACGAGCGAUCCGAACGGUCCCAAAGACGAGCAUUCUGGACGCAGAGAGCCAAUUUACUGGUGACAUUCCACUGCCUGCGGCUAAUUCUUGUGCAGAAAUGCACUGACCACGGGCUGUUGUCGCUUCUUGGCCUCUCUGAGGACGAAACAAUGUUGGCCUUCCGCAAGACCGAAAUUGCUAGUGACCUACUCAAUGUUGCGAUGGGCGUACCCUUCGAGGCCCUCCAGGCAAACGGAGAGCCCUGCGUCGGCAUGAGUCUCCUACAAAUUCUAAACAGCGUGACCAACCCAUCCAUUGUUGCUCGCGCCAAGUCACUCUUCACAUCUCUGCUAGACAUUCUGGCCAGACUCGCGGGAGCCAGGAUUUUCUUCAACCGGGUCUUGAUUCCUACUCCGACAGAUUUUGAGAACUUCAAUAGGAUGGGGAGCAACGAGGUGCGCGCCAUGAAUGGCGAAAGGACGUAUCAUAACCCUAUUGUACCGGGCUUCGCACCAGACCCAUCGGUUGUGCGCGUUGGCGGAGUCUUCUACCUCGUCACCUCUAGCUUCCAUGUCUUCCCAGGAAUACCGAUAUAUUCAUCUACCAAUCUGCAAGACUGGGCGUUGAUUGGUAAGUCCUGGGUCAUUCUCGAGAUAUUUCAGGCCACGGCACGGUCGUUUCCUCUUGACACUGGCCACUCGAUGGUGGCUAGCGCAGGCCUGUUCGCGCCAACAAUACGCCAUCAUGGAGGAACAUUUUACAUCGUCUGUACGAAUUGUUUCCACCACGAAGAUGCUUGGCGCUACGAGAACUUCCUGAUCAGCUGUAAGGACAUCGCUUCCGACACAUGGUCCGAUCCAUUAUACUUUCCGUUCCAAGGCAUCGACCCGGAUCUCUUUUUCGACGAUGACGGACGUGUCUACGUGCAAGGCUCGUGGCAAAUGGACCGCCUGAAACAACCAAGUUGCACUAUCAAACAAUUUGAAAUAGAUUUGACGACGGGCAAGCCCUUGACUGAGCCCCGUGAGAUCUGGGGCGGCUUUGCAAAAUAUGAUACCGAAGGGCCCCAUAUAUACAAGAGGGGGGAAUGGUACUAUCUCCUCGUCGCCGAAGGCGGCACAUUUGAGCAUCAUUUGCUCAGCAUUUCUCGGUCUCGGAACGUGGCUGGGCCAUAUGAGUCAUUUGCAGGGAACCCAAUCUUGACCGCAGAUGGCAAGAACGAGUAUAUACAAAAUGUUGGACAUGGAGAUCUGUUUCAAGAUGAACAUGGGAAUUGGUGGGCAGCAGUACUUGGAGUGAGGAAUGAGCCUGGUCAGCCUCUCGGCCGCGAGUCGUUCCUCGCCCCUGUCGACUGGCCAGAAGGGGGCUGGCCACAGGUAUCACAGCCAGUCAUGAAGUUCGGUCGGCAUGCUAUCGUCGAGAUUGGUUUCAGGCAAAAUGUUCCUCGUGUAAAACGGCAGGAGGACUGUUACAUAAGAAAUCCGGACCUAUCGCACUACCAUUUGGACGGAGACACUGAACAAAUGAUCACCUUAUGUGCUACUCCUAACUCACUCUCUACACCGACGGGCACGACGACUUUCAUUGGAAAGAGACAAAGAUCCUUUCACAGUGUGUCAACGACAAUAUUGCAACUUCCAAAUCUAAGCGGAAACCCAGCAGAUCUUGUUGCUGGAUUGGCGCUGUACAAGGACCAUCUUCGCCACGCAUCCGUUGCGUACAACUCGAGCGCUUCUCAGGUACAGCUGAACAUCUGCAAUUCAGCAAGCAGAAUUCAUCGCACCGAGACACGCGAGAUCGCCUCGAAGGUGGACAGGCUAGGCUUCAGGAUCGUUGCCUCCCCGGAAAACUAUAUGUUCUUCUUCCGAGAUGAGUCGGCCCCGGGCAGUUGGGUUGAGCUGGGAUGUCUAGACGUCCAGGACUUUCAAGCUAGAGAGUUCACUGGACCCAUCUUUGGGAUCUUCGCCACAGGUGACAAUCGAGAUGUGGUUUUCAGCGGCUUCGUAGUGGAGCAAUAA